Molecule: messenger RNA, 330 nt
Organism: Gongylonema pulchrum
Lineage: Eukaryota; Metazoa; Nematoda; Chromadorea; Rhabditida; Gongylonematidae
Source: the annotation of a GenBank genome assembly
AUGGGCAUCUCAAACGGUAUCGGCGCAUUUGCCGGUGUUAGUGGCUUUAUCUUGGAACAUCUCGUCGCUGCUCAGGGUAAUGCAGUGGGCUGGAGGAUAUCGUUUCUCAUAGCGGCUGGUGUUGACCUGACCGCGUUAAUCACAUUUGCGCUAUUCGCCAAAGGUGAACUACAGGAAUGGGCGAAGGAGGAGGAACCACAACAAACGAUGCAAGAUAUCGUCCGAAGACUAUAUAUCUCGGUCGAUUACGGUCGAUUUCGUUCAGUGUUCCGAAUUGAUCCAGUAGCCGGGGUCCAGAGUGCGGCGGAGUUUCCUCCUCUGUGCAAAUGA